Molecule: messenger RNA, 2169 nt
Organism: Dromiciops gliroides (monito del monte)
Lineage: Eukaryota; Metazoa; Chordata; Mammalia; Microbiotheria; Microbiotheriidae
Gene: TAF1D
Product: TATA-box binding protein associated factor, RNA polymerase I subunit D
Exons: 14
Coding region: 119-949 (276 amino acids)
Biological process (GO): regulation of DNA-templated transcription
Cellular component (GO): RNA polymerase transcription factor SL1 complex; nucleoplasm; nucleus
Source: RefSeq, a predicted model, not a curated record
CGGACGUGGAAGCCCCAGCGUCCCUUUUCUUCCUCGUGCUUGUUCGGAGUUGGUGCGGUCUCUACGGGUGUGGAAGGGAGCUCGGGAUAUUAAAGAUGAAAAUUUAAAUCCAAGAGUGAUGGAUGAAACUCAGAAUUUGGCUUCAACUGGUUUAUUGGUAAACAAUGAAAUGUAUGACUCAGAUUCUAGCAGCAGUUUAUUCAAAACUCAGUGUGAUUCUACCAGACCUACUGGAAAAUCAAGAAAUAUAUCGACAUCAAAUACCAUAGAGUCGCCAGUAAAUACUCAGUUGAGAGAUUACUCAAGUAACUCAUCUUCAGAACUAGAACCAUUUAAUUUGCGAGUUAUUUUUGAAAAUUGGAAGAAAAAGAAGAGAAGAAAAUACAAGCCAACUGGAAGGCCAAGGGGAAGGCCAAAAGGAAGCUUUAAAAAGCAACCUUUAGCCAUUUCAAAAAAGAACUUGUUCAAAGAUAAAGGUUUACAGUUCCCUUUGAUCGAAUCAGAGAAUGGAAGGAAACCAUUACUUUGGAAGAAAAUUUUAGGCUAUGAGCAAGCAGUUGCAAGAGGAUUUUUCAACUAUGUUAAGGAACAGAAAUAUGAAUCCCAUCUCAAAGAAGCUUUGAAGCAUCUAGAUGUUGGUGAAGAUUUAGAAAAAGAAGACUUUGGUGUACGGAAACAUAAAUAUCUGGAUGAUGAUGGAUCUAUUUCUCCUAUAGAAGAACCCGAUUUGGAAGAGAGUCAUUUGGAUGAUCCAGAUGAAUGUGAUGUUAAAUUAGUGGAAAGCAGUUGUUUCAUAAUAAGUACUGAAUUCCCUGAGAACAUAAAGACAAAGAAGAGUUUAAAGAGUAGAAAUGACACUCAAGAAAAUAAUUGCAAGAAAGAUGAAACUGAUUUGCCCAGGAAAAAGAAAAACUCUGGACAAAGGAAAAAGAAAGGGAAUUUACAUUGAGGAAUUCAGUGGUUAUAUGAGAAUUUUUCAGGUGGUGCCAGUUACUGGUGCUUUGGAUGUUUUUAGAUUGUCUGCCAAAAGGGAAUUCACAAGAUGUACCCUCUGGUGAACAAGAAGUUGGUUUGGACCAGGGUUGCUGCUUAAUUGCUGAUUUAAAGACAUCUCAGUACAGCCUAUUAAAAACUCAGGAAAAGCCUUUCAGAGACCUGGAAACCUGUUUGAAUGGGAACAAAUUGACAAUUUAUGGAAGACCAGAGAACGCAGUUUAUCAGGCCAGUUUUCAACAUUUUAAGCGUUACAUCAACAUGCUACCAACCACAAAGGAGCUGAAGGGGUAAAAAGCCUAGCUUACAAGGUGUGUAACAUCAGAUCAGCCUGACAAGCAUGCUGAAGCACAAGCUAUGCUGUAAUUUAAACACGUUAAUGUUUUGAGAUGGAUAGAAAAUGGAGAAAGACAAGACAGCUUGGGAAACAAAGCAAGAACCAUCAAAGCAUACUGUCAAUUGAUCUAAAAUGCCAUCCAUGUUCCAGAUUCUUUUAUAUUUGUUCCUAUUUUUUAGAUGUUAUGACUUGGCAAUGAAUUGGAUUUAAGUGAAGGAGAGGGGUUGUACGAGGUCACCAACCUCACUGGAGUGCCAUUCUGGUCCAGUGGCAGGAUGACUGCCCUGGAUAUUUAAGGCAGUUGUGGUUAAGUAAUUUUGCUCAGGGUUACACAGCUAGUAUUUAUCUUUUCCCUAAAACUCACUACUCUUCUGAACUUAACCUACUUCUCUAAAACAGGGUUUCUUAAAACUUUACACUCAAGCAACCUGAGUUUUUAUGUAACCCCAGGUUAGUUGCAUUUUUGAUUUUUGGUGGUCCUCUGUUUAGAAACUUUACCAUAAGCAAUUUAUAACCAUCCCACAUUCAGUUACAUGACUCCAUGUGAGGUCAUGACCACCCACAGUUGAAGCUAGGCUCUAGGGGACCACCACCAUCUUUAAAGUCCUUUAGGCCUCUAUUAUUGACAAAUCUGCAUCCAUUACCUUAUCACAUUCGCUACCUUAGUUUAGGACUACUCUUACCUGGAUUACUGUUAUGGCCUCCUAAUUAGCUCUCCCGAUAAAUGUUUUUUUUUUUUUUAAUUUAUUUUGCGGGGCAAUGGAGGUUAAGUGACUUGCCCCGGGUCACACAGCUAGUAAGUGUCAAGUGUCUGAGGCCAGAUUUGAACCCAGGUACUC